AUGGCCAACUAUGCUCAAGUGCCCUCUACUGCAAAGGUUCAGCCUAAACCUUUCAAGGUGGAAAUCGAUGCCAAUGACAUUCAAUCCAUGAAACAUCUGAUCACCCAUUCAAAGAUUGGUCCCGCAACAUAUGAGAAUCAGCAAACAGACCGUCGCUUCGGUAUGAACAGAGACUGGCUCAUCAAAGCCAAGAAACACUGGGAAACCACUCAUGACUGGAGAAGAUGCGAAAACCACAUCAACUCAUUCCCAAACUUUACAAUCCCGGUUACUGAUCCCGAUGGCUCGGACUUCUCCAUCCACUUCCUGGCUCUGUUCUCUACGUCUCCCAAUGCUAUCCCUAUCGCCUUUUUCCACGGCUGGCCAGGCAGUGUCCUAGAAUUCUUGUCUAUGCUUGACUUGAUCAAGAAACAAUAUCCAGAUCCUUCGAGCUUGCCUUACCACAUCAUCGUGCCCUCGCUUCCUGGCUAUGCGUUUUCCUCUGCUCCUCCAACAGACAGAGAUUUCAAAUGCGAACAUAUCGCACCAGUCAUGGAUGCAGUCAUGCAAGCUCUGGGUUUUGGAGACGGAUAUAUCGCUCAAGGCGGCGACCUCGGCAGUUUCAUUUCUCGGCAAUUAGGCGUGGAAUCCGCCUCUUGCAAAGCCUUCCAUCAAAACCUCUACAACCUACCUCCCCCAGCUAACGCAGACUCCCUGCCCAUCUCUGAAAUCGAGAAAAAAGGUCUGGAAAGAGGAAAAGCAUUUAGAGAUUCUGGAAGUGCUUAUGCUAGAGAGCACGGCACUAGAACUGCUACUAUCGGGUUGACGCUGAGUUCCUCACCUUUGGCUCUGUUGUCUUGGAUUGGAGAGAAGUUUUUGGAAUGGACGGAUGAGGAUCCGAGUGUUGAUGAGAUAUUGGAUUCGGUGUCGUUGUAUUGGUUGACGGAGACUUAUGCCAGAUGCAUCUAUCCCUAUAGAUCGGUAAGCCUUUCUACACCACGCUUUGCAAAGGCCUCCAACAAGCCCCAAGGUUAUUCCUACUUCCCUCAGGAGCUCUAUCCUACACCAGUGUCUUGGGUCAAGGAGGGUGGCAACUUUGUCCAUACCGCUAGUCAUGAGCGAGGAGGCCAUUUUGCUGCUAUGGAGAAACCUGCAGACCUUUGGGGUGAUGUGGAGGCGUUUGUGGAAAGGGCUUGGGUCAAGAAGGAUGGUGGAAGUAAGAUCUAG
Molecule: messenger RNA, 1206 nt
Organism: Aureobasidium melanogenum CBS 110374
Lineage: Eukaryota; Fungi; Ascomycota; Dothideomycetes; Dothideales; Saccotheciaceae
Product: alpha/beta-hydrolase
Exons: 3
Coding region: 1-1206 (401 amino acids)
Biological process (GO): epoxide metabolic process
Molecular function (GO): epoxide hydrolase activity
Source: RefSeq, a predicted model, not a curated record